Trichosurus vulpecula (common brushtail) is the source of this 11313-nucleotide messenger RNA. RefSeq lists its product as uncharacterized. The transcript has 8 exons. The record is from RefSeq and is a predicted model, not a curated record. Bases 1 to 11313 code for a protein of 3770 amino acids. NCBI's taxonomy places the organism in Eukaryota, Metazoa, Chordata, Mammalia, Diprotodontia, Phalangeridae.
AUGUCCACCUCCAAAGAAAGGACAGACACCCAGGCAGGGACAGAAUUUGAAUCAGCCAUUCAAUCUACCACCGCACCAGGCGAUAUCCCCAAGACUGCUGGUGGGGACACAAGUAUAGCCGCAUCAUCCACUGAAAGGACAAGAGAGAAUGUGGCAGGGUCAAGCACUUCCCCUGAGCCCACAGACACACCUGUCAUCACUCAGGCAUGGCAGCUCAGCUACCUGGGUGCCCCAGCUCCUUCCUCGGAAAAGGACACACUGCCCCUUCUUUUCUGCAGUCACUCCACUAUGGUCCCCUCACCCUCUGGCUCAGGUAGCAGCUUUUCUGGUGCUGAGACAAGUGGAGAAGCCUCUCCAUCCACUGUUCCCACAACUUCAAAUGGAAGAUCUAGGUCAGUAGCCUCCAUAGACACCACUUCAACCUUCACCAACACUGAGAGCCCAUGGCUGAGUCCAAGUUGGUUCUCCACACCCAUCCUGACUGAUAGGUCAAGCACAGUGGACAAUACUCUGAACACAGAGAGCAGCACCAUUUCCUCAGGUACUUCUGAGUCUACUGACACCAGCCUUGGCUUGAAAACAAGUCAUCCUAAAGGCUUCAGCACAGAUUCGAUCAUCUGCUCAGUUCUAUCCCAUACCUCCAGUAAUGCGUCAGAGGCCAGACUUGGAUCACGGGCAGAUUCUUCCUCACUACCAACCACAGCAGCAGUUUCCAACAUCAGUGGCUCUGUGCCCACAACCAGAGAAAGCACAGUCAUUCCAGAGUCCCCUCGCACAGCUGAAGCCGUUGUUCUCACCAUGUCUAGGUUAGAAAGCGUAAGCCCUGCCUGGCCACAGGCAUCAGGGGUUGCUCUUGUGGCUGAAGAGAUGACUUUGGCUGUUCCUAGGACUGAAAGGGCAAGCCUGCCCCCAGAGGCCAAGGUCACUGAGACCUGCCCUGCUUUUCUGUUACAGUCCUGUCCUAAAAGUAUAGAAGCAGAGGCUAAGAAAAUCAUCCCUUUGUCUACUCCCUCUCCUCAAGUUCCAGCAUCCCCAGGAUGUGCAAUGGGAGUCCCAGAGAAAUUGGUUGUACCUCCUGGCUCAGCUUCAGUAGAAGCUUCUCCUGAUGACAUUUCCCCUAGAACAGUCCCAGAGACCAGCACUGCCAAUGUCACUGGAACAAGCCCUGGUUCAGUGCUGACACACGUGCCAUCUGCCAUCAAAGACAGCCUUGAUGGACAGACUGGAACAGCGACUCUUCUGCCUCUCACCGUUCACAACGAUGUCUCAGGAAAUGUGCAAAUGGCAGCAUCUGCAGAUGACACAGAGGGGAUUGCAAAAGUGUUGGGUGAAUUCUCUCAGUCCAAAAUCACACUCCCAGUCAACUUGAGAUCCAGCAGCACAUCUGAAGGGUCCCUGGAUAACCCCUGGUUUGACAUGAUAUCUCCUUUUGAGUUUAUCAAUGAAAUAGAGGAGGAGAACUCUCUAUCUGUCCCUACAUCUUCCAUGACUGUGAACAAUUGGAUAUCCUUUGUCAUAACAAGAGCACGGAUAAUGGAAGCUGCCUCUCAAAUCAUGGCUCUGCAAGAGGCCAUUAGUCUUGAACAGACAGCUGACUCUGAGGAACCUGGGACCUCAGACCUCACCACCAUCAGCUGUAAGUGGUUGAGUCCAAGUAUGGCUGCCAUAACCAUGCUGGUGGAUGAAGACAGUACAACAUGCAGUGACCCAGAUAUGGAAAUCAGCCCUGGGACCUCUGCCUCCUUAGAUACCAGCAACAUCCACAUGAUACAUCUUCCUACAGUGUCCAGGACACAGUCCUCUAUCUACAUGACCAAAGCUUACACCCCAGUUACUACAACAGGGGCUGAUCUUGGAGCAGAGAAAGACUCUUCCCCAGUACCAACCACAGCAACAGCUUCUACUACCAGCAGCUCUAUGUUCACAACUGGAGAAAGCACAGCCAUCCCAGGACCCUCUCCCACAGCUGGAGCUUCAGCUCUUGCUACAUCUCUGACACAUACUGAUCUUUCUUUCCAGCGGCCUCUCAUGGCAGCAGCCCCUGUAACCUCAUCAGGGGUCAUUCAUGAAGAAGAGGAGGCAAAUGUGGCUAUCCCCAAGACUGAAAGUGUAAGUCUGAUCCCUAGCACCAAGGUCGCAGGCAGUCAUACGUGUCUCAUGUCCCUGUCUCACUCUAAACUCUCAAGCACAGGUUCAGAGACUAGUUUGGCCAUCCCCAGGACCAUUUCUUUGUCUGAUAUUCCAACAUCGUCUGUCCCAUGGGAUAGUCCAACAACUGUGCAAGCUAUGUGGUCCACAGAACAGCAAGGGGGUAUGGAGACAAGGUUUGAUGACUUCUCUGAGCUCCCAGAAAUGCCCCCCAUCACACGCCUGCACUCUGGCUCCCCGGUAUAUCAGACUACUUCUUGGUCUGAGAGGAUGGCCUCUUUUAACCUCCCCACUAUCAGAGAAGAGGUGAACUUCUCUUCAUCUGUCUCAUCAUCCUCAAAGUCCUCAGAUAGCUCAAUGGCCAUUAUCCUAACUGGAGAAGAGAUGGAGGAAGCUGCCUGUCCAUCUUUUGGGCCACCAGAGAUCAUGAGUCAUGAACAGACAACCAGCUCUAGGGGAUCUGUGGCCACUGCUAUGGGCCGCAGAUGGUCAAGUUCUAGCUUGCCAUCCACAAGUGCUCUGGUGCCCCAGGGAAGGAGUACCAGUGGUGUUCCAACCUCAGAGACCAGAAAAGAUUUUUCCAGCACCUCUGAGUCUAUCGAUAGCAGCCUUGGCCUCAAGUCAAGUCGAUCCACAUGGUUCAAACCAGACUCAAUCGUCUACACGGCUCAAGACCACACCCCAAGUUCUGUAUUAGGGGCUGGUCUUGGAGCAGAGACAGAGUCUUUGCUGGUACCAGCCACAGCAGUAUCUUCCAUCGCCAAGGGUUCUGUGCCCAUCCCUGGAGAAAGCACAGCCACCUCAAGGUCCUCUAAUGCCACUGAAGUUACAACCCUCACCACGUCUGGGACAGGAUCCAGCUUUUCUUUGAAGCGGCACCUCACUUCAUCAGCUUCGAUAGCCUUCUUGGGGGACAUGCUCAGGACAGAGGAGAUAGCUUCAGCUCCCAUUAGUUCAAGUCUGAUCCCCAAUGCUAAGGCUGCAGUCAUCAGCCCCAGUUCUAUGUCCAUAUCCCAUCCUAACCUCCGAAGCGUAGGUGCAGAAGCUGGUACAGCCACCCUCCUGACCACUUCCUCAUCUGAAGUUUUAGCAUCUUCAGACAGUGAAAUGGAAGGACAAGGCCCAUUGGCAACACCUGCUGACUCAGCUCUGAGGGAGACUUCUGAUGAUAUUUCACAUACAGCCCCAGAGACUCACUCUGCCAAAGUCACAGAAACAAACCCUUCAACACUUGCUGAGGCACAUGCCAUUUCUUUUGCCACCACAGAGAAGCUGGAUGCCCAAGUGAGAACAGAGCCUAUCUUAGCUGCCCUGCCUCUUACUUUCCUGAGGGAUGCCUCAACUGUGUGGGCAAUGCCAUGCACAGAACCCAUGUCUAGUAGUGAGAUGUCUAGUAGUUUCUCUGGGCCAAGUGAUGUACCCCAUAUCACUUCCCUGCACACCAGCUCCAAAGCACAUCCAGCCACUUCUUGGUCUGAAAGGAGAGUCUCUUUUAGUCUUCACACUAUAAGCGAGGAGAUGAACCGCUCCAUCCCUAUGGGCACCACAACAUCCACUUCUGUGGAAGUGGCUUCUCUUGUCACUGUUGUGCCCCUAGAAACUGCCAUUCCUGACCAGGCAACUAACUCUGGGAGAUCAACCAUGGCCACCACUGAAGCUUUCACCAUUGGCACCACACAGUCAAGUUCAAAUUUGGCCUCCUCAAGUAUUGUAGAGACUCAGGAAAGUAGAGUGGGCCAUGCUCCAUUUUUAGAAGUCAGUACUAUUUUCUCUGGGACAUCUGACACUAUUGACACAAGCACUGACUUCAAGACGAGUCCAGCUAGAGGGGCCAUCCCAGACUCAGCUGUGUAUAAGACUCUUAUGCGUACCAUGUCAAGGGCCAGCCUGGGAGCAGAAUGUAAGACACUAACCCGUGCCACAUCAAAGGCCAGCCUUGGAGCAGAAUGUAAGACACUAACCCAUACCAUGUCAAGGGCCAGCCUUGGAGCAAAGACAUAUAUGUCCUUGGAACCAACCAGAGUAGCAGCUGAUGUAUCUGUUGCCAGCAGCACUCUGCCUGUUACUGAAGAGAGCACAGUUGUCUCUUGGCCUUCCAGAACAGUAGAAGUCACAGUUGUCCCUGUGACUGUGACUGCUACCAGCCCUACUUGGUCAGAGCCCCUCACUCCAUCAGCCUCAUCAGAGGUCACUCCUGUGGCCAAGGAGAUGAACUCGGAUGUCCUUGGGUCUGAAAGUUCAAGUCUGACCCCUACCAGCAAGAUGGUGGACAUUGUGACUCCUCCUCCUGGGCCCUCCCCAGAUCCUGAACUUCCAAGUGCAGGGGCAGAGACUAGCCUAGUUGCCCUCCCAACUGUAUCCUCUUCUGAAGCUUCAACAUGCUCAGACACUGAGGAUGGAGGCCUCAAUCCAUUAGUUAUCCCUCUCCCUUCAACACCUGUAGGGAUGCUUUCUUAUUGGAGGACCCAUGCAGGCUCACAGCCCAAUGCCACUAAAGUCCCAGGCAGGGCCUCAGCUUCCUCACUGACCCUGGCCUUACUUACUACCCCAGAAAGGCUGGAUGCCAGGAUAGGAAGAGAGCCCAGCUCUGAGACCCUGCCUGUCUCUGCUCUGAGUAACCUCCAGAGAGCUGGCACAUCUGCAGAUCCUCCAGGAGGGAGUAACACAUGGUCUAACUCUUUUUUUGAGCUCACAGAGAUACCUCAUGUCAUUCAAAAAUUGUACCCCAGCUCUGAGGUUCAUCUGGCUACUCCCUGUUUUGAAAGAACCAGCAUGACAGAUAUCUGGCACUAUUCCAUGUCUGCCCCCACAUCCUCCACCAUGGUGGAUGCCAGGGCUGUCUUUGAAGUACAGAGAAAGGAAACUCUCUCUCCAUCCACUGGUUCCAUGGAGACCACUGCUUCUGAGCAGGCUACCAGCUCCGCAGAAAUUCUGGCCACCACUAGAGGCUUGACCAUAGUGAGAACCAGAUGGUCCUGUCCAAACCUGACAUUAAUGAACACCCGAGUGGCUGAGGCCAGUACAGAGGGUAGCACUCUGGACUUACGAAACAGUAUAGGUUCCCCUGGGACUUCAACUCAGAGCAGAACUGGCUUCUGGAUUAGCACUCCUGAAAGGCAGAGGAAGGGCUCGGUCAGCGACAUAAACCUAACCUACACAGCUGCUCGAGAGGCCAGUCUUGCAAUGAGGACCCACUCGUCUCUGGCACUGAUUACAGCCCUUGAUGCCUCCAGCAUCAGCAGCUCUGUGGCUAAUACUGGAAAGAGUCCUGUCAUCUCAAGGUCCCCAACCUCAGUUCUAGUCACCGUGACUACUUCAGGUACUGUCUGCCCUGUGGCACAGAGCCUUAUUCCACCAACCCCUUCACUGUCAUUGGGAGCUCCUCCCAGGGAUGGGGAGCUGGGCUUACCUGCCCCUGGGAUGGAUAGCUCAUGCCUGAGACCUGGGAACCAACUCAAAGAAUUUGUUCUGACUGCUCAGGAUCCUGACUUCCCACAUGCAGGAGUGAGAGGGCAGACCAGCAUGGCCCAUCACCUGACCACAUCCUUACUGGAAAUUCAGUCCUCCUCAGACAAUGUGACCCCCCAGCCAGAUUCAUCAGCCACACCUUUUAACUCUCUGGCUCCUGGGAGCCCAGAGCUCAGCUCAGCUCUGACAGCCUCAUCUGCUCUGGCUAUGGCCAGAGGCACCUCGGACGAUGACAUUGGAGAGAGCCCUACAGUGGCUUUCUCUGCAAAUCCCACCCCUGCCACCACCAGUGGAUCAUCUGUGAACUCUUUCAACCUGACCUCUUCAGUCCUUUCAGGAGAUCACCCCACUGGUAGCGAUGAGACCAGCAGAGGAUCUAGCCCUCCAGAGCAGACACUGACAGCUAGCCUGACACCUGGAGCUGCCUCUGGCUCAAAAGCAGACACCAGCUCGGCGGCCUCUCCUCUCACAAUGCCCUCUGGUCUCACGGCAUUGGCACAGGAGCAGGUGCCCAAAGGUUCAGAAAAGGUUUCAUUGGAAACACACAAACUAGUGGAUGCUCUUCCGAUGGACAAGACACGUGCAGUACAGACAACAGCCUCAUCUUCCCUUGAGGCUCUGGCCACAGGGAACAGUGUUCCUGAAGCAGGAACAGAUACUACUCUUCCAGCCAAUCCCACCAUCUUCAUAAACACUAUACCCUCCACAAAUACCCCAGGUCAUUCGGGCACAGUCAAACCAACAAGUGGCCCUUUGGAACCUGUGACCACCUCCAAUCCCCCGGAGUCUGAAGUGGAGGCGGUGAGUGGGGAGAUAGCUCUUGACUCAGCCACUCCUCAGACUACUGACAUCCCUGUGUUCACCUCUACAAGCAGUCAUGGGUCUGGGGCACCCACAGGAACCACCUCACCUUUGAUAGGACUCACCACGUCAGCUGAGACAUCUAUCCAAGGGAACACAAGACAUGAAGACCUUUCUCAUGCCCCACUUAAGCCCACUUUUACUCCAGGUUCCAGCAUUCUCUUAGAGACUAGCACACUGGAGACAGUUUCCUCUACUCUCUCUGCAGCCACCCCAACAGCAGGCAUGACAACUGAGGAGAUCCCUUCCAUGGUUCCCACACUGUUGCCUACUCCAGUUGAUUCCUUGUACACAAAAGUUUUCGGUGGAGAGGCAGGAACAAGCCCUAAAGUCACAUGGAUACAACCUACUUCAACCCUGAUGAAAAGCAUGUCUCCAAUCCCAGAGAAGCCAAAGGUCCAGGCAAGAACUGAGCUGGGCUCCUCUACCCUGCCUCCCAAUGCCCUGAGUAAUGUCCCAACAGCUGCUGAAGGAGACACAGGCUCAGUGGUGCAAGUUACAGAACAGACAAAUGAAGAUAUGACAGUGAUGACACCUGGCAUCUUCUCCAAGCCUGCAGACGCAUCACACACCAUUCAAAGUCCACAUACCAGCUCCUUGGACCCUCCAUCUGUUCCCUGGAUUGAAAGCAUGACCUCUUUGAAUGUAGAAAAGACUAGCUACUCCUCGGCUGUCCGCAGGCCCUCCAGCUCAUCUGACACCACAUCUGGGGCACAGACAAGCAAAGCUGCUGUUCCAUCUACUGCUCCCUCUGAAGCCUCAGAUGAUCAGAGGGCAAGUAGCCCAAUUUUUGCCACUGGUGAAAAAACACAGAAAAAUAUAAAUGUGACCUCUGUGCUCCCUCUGGUGGCUGAGGCAGACACAGCAGGCAGCAUUCUCUUGUCAGAGACUGGCUUACCAUUAUUCCCAGGGACCUCUGACCCCAGGGAGGCCAGAACCAGCCCCAUGACGAGUUCUACCAGAAGGCCCAGCUCAGAGUCUUCUGCAGAUGCGAGGACAGACCUUCCUUUUGGCAUCUCUGGUAAGACAGAGGAGAGGGGCUACUCCAUAGCUCUCCACACAUCUUCUAUGUCUGUGGACACAUUGACAACUGUUGUCAGCGAUGGAACACAAGUGAAAGAAGCUAUGUCUCCAACUGCUGCCCCCACAGGGACCACCACUCCUGAACAAGCGACCAGCUUCAUGGAACCUGUAGCUGCCACGACAGGAAGCCUGGGGUCUGGGGCACCCACAGGAACCACCUCACCUUUGACAGGACCCACCAUGUCAGCUGAGACAUCUAUCCAAGGGAACACAAGACAUGAAGACCUUUCUCAUGCCCCACUUAAGCCCAUUUUUACUCCAGGUUCCAGCAUUCCUUUAGAGACUAGCACACUGGGGACAGUUUCCUCUACUCUCCCUGCAGCCACCCCAACAGCAGGCACGACCACUGAGGAGAUCCCUUCCAUGGUUCCCACACUGUUGCCUACUCCAGUUGAUUCCUUGUACACAAAAGUUUUCGGUGGAGAGGCGGGAACAAGCCCUAAAGUCACAUGGAUGCAACCUACUUCAACCCUGAUGAAAAGCAUGUCUCCAGUCCCAGAGAGGCCAAAAGUCCAGGCAAGAACUGAGCUGGGCUCCUCUACCCUGCCUCCCAACACCCUGAGUAAUGUCCCAACAGCUGCUGAAGGAGACACAGGCUCAGUGGUGCAAAUUACAGAACAGACAAAUGAAGAUAUGACAGUGAUGACACCCAGCACCUUCUCCAAGUCUGCAGACACAUCACAUACCAUUCAAAGUCCACAUACCAGCUCCUUGGACCCUCCAUCCAUUCCCUGGACUGAAAGAAUGACCUCCUUGAGUGUAGAAAACACUAGCUAUUCCACAGCUAUCCAUAGGCCCGCCAGCUCAUCUGAUACCACACCUGGGGCACAGACAAGCAAAGCUGCUGCUCCAUCUACUGCUCCCACUGAAGCCCUAGCUGAACAGGAGGCAACUAGUUCAAAUUUUGCCACCAGUGAAAAAAUACUGAAAAGUACAAGUGUAUCCUCCAUAGCCCCUCUGGUGGUUAAGGAAGGAACAGCAAGCUCAGAGACUGGCUCAGAAGCCACCGAUUCCUUCUAUACGAAAUUUUUUGGAGUAGGGGAGAGUGCCACCCCCAGCAGUAUCUGGUCAAGCCCAAGUUUGACCUCCAUCAGCACUUCAGUGGUAGAAUCCCACGCAACCCUCAGUGCUCCAGACACAGACAUGGGCCCGUUUUCCUCUGAGACCUCUAUCUCUGUUGACACCAGCAGCCACGUCAGGAUUAACCCAUCUGGAGAGUCCAGUACAGAUUCAUACAGAGCUCUCACCCUCACCCGGGUACCAACCACAGCUGCAGCUGAAGCUUCUGUGACUGUAGAGUCAGAGACUGUGAUGGUAGAGACAUCAGCUCCAGCAGCUUCAUUUUUCACUCCUGGGAUGCAAGAUGUAUGGAUCUCCUCAUCUCUCCCUUUUGAGACCACUGCUAAAGAGGGGAGGAUUCCGAGGACAGAGACAGUCACUGCUUCCUCUCCUACUAACCCUAUCCUGCUUACAAGUAGCAAUGCUGACGUGGUGCCCAUCACAAAUGCUCCAAUCCAUGUAACAGCAGGAGGUCCUCAAGCCCCUUCAUCCAUCAUUGGUCCAGUUGGAGGAGGCCCAAGCACAAUUGUUCCAUCCAUGGGAGGGAACACAGAGAUCAGGACUGAGUACACUGAGCACACAGACACUGUCCACAUCACUCUAGGACAGCACACCAAUAACAAGUGGACUCUGGAGACUCGUUGGACUGACGGAAUGACCUCCUCUGAUUCCCCCAUUACGAGACAGGAGCGGGGCUCUUCCACCACUCUCCUAGUCCCCUCUGCCUCCUUGGGCACCAUGACUCCUGUUACCAUGACUGGGGAGCAGAGCACAGAUGCUCCAUCUCCACCUGCAGCCACAAAGGGGCCCCUGUAUCCUGACGAUGGGGCUGUGCCCCUGGCUUCUACUGAAGGCUUCCUCCCCACUGUUGGCAUAACGUCAAGGCCAGAUGUGACCUCCACAUCCAUGCUCAUGGCUGAGCCAACUUCAUCAGGUGUCCCCCAAGGCUCGGAGAGCGGCAGGGAUCCAGAGGAUUCUUCAUAUUUUGGUGAGACCACAGUUGGCUCAAUCACAAGUGCAAUCGAAAGGCCCAGCACUGACUCACUUGGGGGUAUCACCUUAGGCCAUAGCUCAGGCGUUGUAACACCCAGUGUUGGAGCAGAGGCAUCCUCCCACCUGGCGACAAUGUCCACAACUGAAGCCUCUCCUAUUAGCGUCCCUGUGGCUGGCAGUGAUGAAGCUCCAACCGGCCCAUGGUUGUCUACCCCAACUGAAGCAGCCAUGAGUGUGCUAAGCACAGGGUUCAGUUGGCUCUGGACUCCCACCCCAGCCACCCCUGAAGCCUCCUCAGGGAGCCACCCCAUGGUGGAUGACAUGAGUUCAGCUGUCCCGGGGACUGAGGGUCCCAAUGUGACUCCUAGCAGCAAAAUGACAGAUAGCCUACCAACCUCUCCUCCUGCUGCCCAACAUGCUGAGAGCGCAAGUUCGGGAGGAGGGGCUAGCCCAGUUGCUUCAAUGGCCACCACAUCUUUGCCUCUAGGAUCAGCGUCUUCAGACACCGGUACUGGAGCACCGGUUUCACCUUCCACGGCUGUUAGCUCCUCCUGGGAGGGGAGUAGAGCCCAUGAGGUGUUGUCUACAGGCUCAGAAACCGACUCCCUUCUGUCCUUGACCACUACACCAGUAGAAGGCUCGACCAGAGAUGUCCCAGCUAGUGUGACAGGAGGGGGCACCGAAGGCACGUUGAGUCAAGAGCCCAGUACCAGCGUGGGAGAGACCCGAGCCUCCCCAAAGGACACAGCACCCACAGGGGUGAGCCCUAUUUCUCAGCGGGUAUCCCCUGCUACGGGAACAGAAGCUUCUUUAGGUUUCAGAUCUGUGGCUGACACAUCAAGUCCUCCAGUCACCGACUUGCCAACAGUGACUGUUAGUGAAUCCCCAUUGGCCCCUGGCACAGUUGGGGAAGCCAGAUCAGCUUCUCCUCUUUUCCCAGUCACGUGGCUCAGCCCUUCAUCCAUCUCCCCCAUGUCCACAUCAGAGAACAAUGGAGCUUCUUCUCGCAGCACCACUUCCGUGGGACCCACAGAGAUCAUGACAGACGUCUCAACAUCGGGGGCAGCCACCAGUUCAGGGGCUGGUGUGUCCUCCUUCUCAGGGAAGAGCAGAGUGGAAACCGUUUCCAGUUCAGCUGCUGCUGUGGGCACCAGAGUGCCCGGCUUCACCGGCGCAGCUACUGCCGAGGGGGCCCCUGGGACUCCAGAGAAGACCAGCCCCCGGGGCGCACAGCUGGCCACAACAUCGGGGAGUGGCCUCACCCUCAGCCCUCCGCUGACGGAAAACUGGGUUUCCAUCACCACACAUGCUGGCUCGCGGACAACCCCAUCCACCUCUGCGAGCAGCCAACCGAUGGCCCCAGACACCAGCCUUCCCGGCCUGUUGGACACCACCUCUACCGCGGCCACCAGCCCUGUGCAGGACAGGCACUUCUCCCCCUGCCAUGGCCCCAUCCUCUGGGUCCCUGCUGAAAUUUCCCACCACCACUGGGCCACAGAAGAAUAUAGAAGACAGAACAACCGGGCCAUUCACACCAUCUUCAGUGGGAAUGGAGACCCCAUGGACGUCUGCCCCUUCCCGCUCCGGGACCACCCUCCCAGCGGAUAUCACUUCCCCAUCGGGCAUCAGCGAGAGCCUCGGUGCCGGCACCCACGUCGCAGACGUAACCUCACAAGAAGGUACCAGAACUCCAACCAGUGA